AUGGAGGACCCCGACGGAGUCCUCAACUUCGACUUCGAGGGCGGCCUCGACUCCGCCGCCGUCUCCGCGCCCACCCACACCGGCCUGGCCUCCAGCGCCCCGAUCCAGUCCGACUCGUUCGCCUCCCAGCCCAAAAACCAGGCCGCCCCGGCGCCGCAGCCCGACCCAAAUGUCAACCCGUCGGGGCGGAAGAGCUUCCGGCAAACGGUGUGUCGUCACUGGCUCCGGAGCCUCUGUAUGAAAGGCGAGGCCUGCGGGUUCCUUCAUCAAUACGACAAGUCGCGGAUGCCGGUGUGCCGGUUCUUCCGUAUGUACGGCGAGUGUAGGGAGCAGGAUUGCGUGUAUAAGCAUACCAACGAGGACAUCAAGGAGUGUAAUAUGUACAAGUUAGGUUUUUGUCCAAAUGGUCCUGAUUGCCGGUAUAGACAUGCAAAGCUUCCUGGACCUCCACCCCCUGUGGAAGAAGUCCUUCAGAAGAUCCAGCAUUUGAAUUCGUACAAUUACAACAACUCAAAUAAGUUCUCCCAACCACGGAAUGGUGGUUUUCCCCAACAACAUGAUAGAUCUCAGCCCGCACAAGUCACCAAUUCAUUCAAUCAAGUGGUUGUAAGACCUUCAGCAGCAGAGUCUGCUAAUGUCCAGCAGCCACAGCAAUUUCAGCAAACCCAACAACCGGUUGCCCAGACUCAGGCACAAAGUGUUCCCAAUGGCCUGGCUAGUCAGGCAAAUAGAGCCGCACUGCCCUUGCCUCAAGGAAUAUCUAGGUAUUUUAUUGUUAAAAGUUGCAACCGUGAAAAUUUGGAAUUAUCCGUACAACAAGGAGUUUGGGCAACUCAAAGGAGCAAUGAAUCCAAACUCAAUGAAGCUUUCGACUCUGCAGAAAAUGUCAUAUUAAUUUUCUCAGUCAACCGGACUCGACAUUUUCAGGGUUGUGCAAAGAUGAUGUCCAGAAUUGGUGGGUCUGUUAGUGGAGGGAACUGGAAAUAUGCACAUGGAACUGCACAUUAUGGCCGUAAUUUCUCUGUCAAAUGGUUAAAGCUAUGUGAACUUUCCUUCCACAAAACUCGUCACUUGAGGAACCCAUACAAUGAGAACUUACCAGUGAAGAUAAGUAGAGAUUGUCAAGAGCUAGAGCCCUCCAUCGGUGAGCAGUUGGCAUCCUUGCUUUAUCUUGAACCAGAUAGUGAACUAAUGGCAAUCUCCAUUGCAGCAGAGUCAAAACGAGAAGAAGAAAAAGCAAAGGGAGUCAAUCCAGAGAAUGGUGGUGAGAACCCAGACAUUGUCCCAUUUGAGGACAAUGAAGAAGAGGAAGAGGAAGAAAGUGACGACGAGGAAGACUAUCAAGUUCCUGGUGGAGCAAUUGAGAACAGAGGAAGGGGUAGAGUCAUGUGGCCCCCUCAUAUGCCACUAGGAGGAAGGGGUGGCAGACCUAUGCCUGGGAUGCAGGGGUUCCCUGGAAUGAUGGGUCCUGAUGCAAUGCCGUAUGGACCAGUUACACCUGAUGGAUUUGUUAUGCCCAAUCCUUUUGGUAUGGGCGGCCCUCGGGGUUUCAAUCCAUAUGGUCCUAGGUUUUCCGGUGAUUUUGGUGGGCCCAAUCCUGGCAUGAUGUUUCGUGGGCGGCCUCCACAACCUGGUGGUAUGUUUCCACCUGGUCCUUAUGGGAUGAUGAUGGGUCCUGGACGUGGACCAUUUAUGGGAGGGAUGGGGGUUGGAGGUAAUAAUCCAGCCCGAGGUGGUCGUCCAGGUGGUAUGCCACCAAUGUUUCCCCCACACCCACCAUCUCAAAACAAUAACCGGUUGCAGAAGAGAGAUCCAAGGGGAUCGGGCAAUGAUCGGAAUGAGAGGUAUAGUGCAGGAUCAGGUCAUGGCAAAGAAAUGCAGGCUGGUGGACCAGAUGAUGAGAACCAUUAUCAGCAUUCAUCAAAAUCGUACCAGGAAGAUUAUGGUGCUGGGAACAAUGGUAGGAAUGAUGACAGUGAAAGUGAAGACGAAGCACCGAGGCGGUCAAGGCAUGGAGAGGGAAAGAAGAAACGGCGAGACUCGGAAGGAGAUGCUACCUCUGAGCACUAGCGGGUCUUGCUACCUCGGCAACACUAGCAGUCUAGCAAUGCUACUGACCAGGGAAGCCAUCUUCCCCUUUAGGCUUACCGGCUUUCUUAGGAAACCAACGGACGUUCUUCAUAUAUGAAUUCUUUUAGGUUGCUGAAGAUUAUUUAGAUGCUAUCAGAAACUUCUUGUUGUCCCAUGGUGAUAAUUUUCCAAUGUGCUUCACUGCUUCUCACCUUCUUGAUUUUGUAGUACUUUGUAACUGUACUCUGGAAAAGGUGAUGAAUGGGUUGCUGGAACCCCAAACUAACGUAUCUGUAUAGAAAAAUUCUUGAUAUGUUAUUUCAAUAUGCAUAGAGAUAAAAUUGUGUCAUCUAUACUUC
Molecule: messenger RNA, 2429 nt
Organism: Fragaria vesca subsp. vesca
Lineage: Eukaryota; Viridiplantae; Streptophyta; Magnoliopsida; Rosales; Rosaceae
Product: cleavage and polyadenylation specificity factor CPSF30-like
Exons: 7
Coding region: 1-2070 (689 amino acids)
Biological process (GO): mRNA splicing, via spliceosome; regulation of mRNA splicing, via spliceosome
Cellular component (GO): nucleoplasm
Molecular function (GO): metal ion binding; N6-methyladenosine-containing RNA reader activity; mRNA binding
Source: RefSeq, a predicted model, not a curated record